Charadrius vociferus (killdeer) is the source of this 759-nucleotide messenger RNA. RefSeq names its product N-acetylglucosamine kinase (gene NAGK). Lineage: Eukaryota; Metazoa; Chordata; Aves; Charadriiformes; Charadriidae. Bases 1 to 759 code for a protein of 252 amino acids. Gene Ontology annotation, molecular function: N-acetylglucosamine kinase activity. The transcript is spliced from 7 exons. The record is from RefSeq and is a predicted model, not a curated record.
AUGCGCGACCAUCCCCGUCCCCUGCCGAGCUCCCGUGGGGUGUCCCGUGGGGUGACGGAGCGAAGCAGCCCAUCGGGCUUCACCGGCGGGGGCACCCACUCCAGGGUGGUGCUGGUCUCCGGAGAUGGCCAGAUCCUGGCUGAGACAGAGGGACCCUGCACGAACCACUGGGGGCUGUCCCUCAGUGGGGGUGACCAGAAGGACGCGAUCGGCAAGCUGACGGAGGAGCUGCACCAGCGCUUCCCCCACCUGAGCCAGAGUUACUACAUCACCACCGAUGCUGUCGGGGCCAUGGCCACCGCCACUGACCACGGUGGCAUUGUCCUAAUCUCGGGUACCGGCUCCAACUGCAAACUCAUCAACCCCGACGGGUCGGAGACAGGCUGUGGCGGCUGGGGACACAUGAUGGGUGACGAGGGCUCAGCAUACUGGAUCGCGCAUCAGGCCGUGAAGAUGGUGUUCGACUGCAUGGACAACCUGGAGGUGCCACCCCACGAUGUCAGCUACAUCAAGCAGGCCAUGUUCGACUACUUCCAGAUCUCCGACAGGAUGGGCCUCCUGACACAUCUCUACCGCACCUUCGAGAAGUCCAAGUUUGCGGGAUUUUGCCAGAAGCUGGCGGAGGGUAGGGAAGCCCCUUCCCCGGGGGGCCGUUCAUCUGCGCUGGGGGGGGCCCGCUUGGGCGCCAGGAACAUCGGCCAGGCUCUGCCCUUGGACUAUGCCGGCAACGUGGAUGUCUUCUACACCCAUGUCUUCUAG